CUAUGGGAUUUUUGCUCUCAAUUUAAUUCAAUUAUUUUACUUGUCUCUAGUCAACAGGUUAUUUUUUCUUUAAUUUACGAGCAUUCGGAAAUAUUUUUGGGAGUCGUUUAUUAGGUCUCUUUGUAGCAACCUUACAAAUUUUAUACAGUGUAAUCCUAACCCUUGGUUACUAGUAGGAAAUUUUAAUUAUAUUUUAGGAUCCCAUGAGCAACGCGGCCGAGGCACACCUCUUGCGAGUUCUUGUGAUGAUUUGAAGAAUUGAUCUGAUUGAUCUGAUAAUUUUAUGCUUAUUCAUCGACGCACUAGAGGUGCUCAAUUUACUUGGUCCAAUAGUAGGAGAAGCAAUGCUCACACUAAAAGACGAUUUGAUAGAGAUCUUUUUAAUGAUGAUUUGUUAUAUUUUUGGGAUUCCGCUUCAAUGUUUUACUCUCGCAAGGAGUCAAUCUGAUUAUUAUCCUCUUCUUCUGAUUAUGCAUAAAGGUAUUACUCCAUUCCCAUCUUUUAAAUUCCAAAAUAUGUAGUUGCAAUAUUAUGAUUGUAGUAGAUUAUUUCAACAUACAUGGAAUCAAGUUGUUCGUGGUUGCCCUAUGGUGGUUCUUUUUCGAAAGGUGAGGAUCAUGAAAAAUGCAUUCAAAAUUCGAAACAAAGAAACUUUUAGCGAUGUAAAUAGAAAGGUAGUUAUUUCUCAUAUUUAUUUAGAUGCUCUUCAAAAAUAUAUUGAUGAUGUGGGUUACACUAAUGAUCUUCAUGAUCGAUAAUUAAUUGUUCAAAAAAAUCUUUCUUCCACCUUUUCUUUCGAAAGAGAAUUUUUGUGUGAUAAGACUAGGUUAAAUUGGUUUACGCAAGGUGAUAGAAAUACCUCUUUUUUUUCAUAAAGUUUCCAUAAUUCAAUAUGCCUCUAAGCAAAUGUUUCAUAUUAAAUAUGGGGAUGACAUUCUUUCCAACGAAGUCGAUAUAUAAGCUCAUGUUCUCCAAUUCUACAAACAAUUAUAUGUUUCUGAUAAUGUUUGUUCUGAUUCUAGGUUAGUUUUUAGAGUUAUUCCUUUACUAGUUUUUGAUGAUGAUAACCCGCGGCUAAUUUCCACCUCUUUUAUUGAUGAGGUGAAGUCGACUGUCAUUUCAAUGAAUGGUUUGCGUGCCCUUGGCCAUGAUGGCUUUAUUGGUUUUUUCUUUCAAUAUUUUUAAGAUAUUAUUGGUACUAAUGUUUAUGCUUUUAUACAUCAAUUUUUUUUCUAUAGGUUGGAUUCUUCAAAAAUUAAACUCUAAUGUGGUAGUUUUAAUCCCUAAGUUUUCAUGUGGUCCUCAAGCUUGAUAUGCUUUCAAUCUUGGUAAAUGGAUAUCUUCUACAUAUUUGAUUUUGUUUCCUGUGAUCUUUUUAUUUUCUCUGGUCAUUUCCUCUGAUUAUUUCCAUUAAUAUUUUUCUUCUUAUUUCUCGUUUCUGAUAUCUUCUACAGAUUUCUUGUUCAAAUUUUUGCACACUUAAUGAAGUCAUUAAUUUAAACAAAUUGUUCUCAUAAAAUACAUUUGUUAACAUCAAAAUCACAAGAGGAAAAACCACCUAGGUUCCAAUAUUAUUGACCAUAAUUAUAUAUUUUUUAAAUAGAUAUACAUGGAUGAUCCAUUAGCUUCUUCACAGAGUGGAUCAGAUACUAACUCUAUCCAAAAAAGAGUAGAUGUGGCACAUAGAUGACAAAUAUGUUAUGUAAGUGUAAGGAGGGUGAUAAGUUAUCGAUUGAUUUUGAUCAACCAACUGAACUACCUAUAGGUGAUAACAGGAAAGCUUUCAUUUGUCAUAAGGCUUCCCUUGAUUGAGACAAAUUCAAUAUUUUGGCCAAUGAAUGGGAUGAAGUAUGUGAAGACAUGAAGAAAAAAAAAUUGAGCAACAAUCGAUGUAGUUUUAAUUAUCUUUGUUACUAUUGUACUUAACUAUAGUAUUGUUAUACACUAACUAUUCUAUUUGUUGUGUACUGUAGGAAACAUUAUAUGUCCCUACUAAUGAAUUUAUUAAAAGAAUAUUUUCAAUACAUGGGUGAGCAUUGAAGGGUAUUAAAAGCUACACUAACAAGGAGAUAUUUAAAUAAUGGGGACCUGAGUCACAAAUCUCUUGUUGAUGUAUAUCCUUUUAUUGACAAGAAAAUAUGAUAGACAUUCAUUAAGACCCAAGAGGAUCCUUCCUUUCAAGUUAGUUGUAUAUAUGAUUUGGUUGCUCUAUUUAAUAUUUUAGUAAUAUCUUUAAUUUGCUUGUUGUUUACAAUAGGAGAAAAGAAUGAAGGCACAAAUGACUCAGUCUUUUAAAAAGUACCUCCACAUAUUGUCUCGUGGGGGAUAUGCAUCGCUAGACAAGUGGAUGAUUUAAGAGAAAUUAAAACAAAGGCAAAAAUCAGUUGGAGAUUCAGAAGCUCCACCUCCAUCUCCACCAUCACGCCAUGAAAGGUGGAAGAGAGCUCGACAAAGACAAAGGAUUCUCUUAUGGAAUAAACAUCUCAAAAAACAAAAAAAAAACUUCCAUCCAGAAGACGUCAAGAUAUCUUGAUGGAAGCCAUUGGGCGACCUAAACACUUUGGUUGUGUUAAGGCAAUUGGCGGAGGUGUGGUGAUUCAACAAUACUUUGGACCGAAUUCUCGUCCAUCCUCUACUUCGCCUAUUAUGAGCAACCAAAUAGAGACCAUAAAAGCAAAGCUUACUAAGGUGCAAAAUGCUAAUGCUCAAGUACCUAAGCCCAUUGAUGAGGUGACAGCAGUUGGUCAAGCCCCUUACAAUUUUAUUCAAUGGCCAAAAAGACUUUUGCAACUUGUUUCCAAUAAGGCAAUUGAGGUAUCAAAGAAAGAUGAUAUUCCAUCAAAAAGGCUAAACUUUCAACUAAAUUAUGUUGAACAAUUGAUGAGUGAAAAUGAUCCAACUUAUCCACAAGUCCACAUUCAAAAGAAGAUGUAUGAGGACAAAAGAAAUUGUUACCUAGCACCUUAUCUCAAAAAGUAAGUAUUUGUCUAUUAUAGUUAUCGUUUAUAAUAGAGAAAAUUAAAUAUAAUACACAUUUAAUUGUUUAUUGAAGUCGUUAUUGGCAAUUGUUUAUUAUUAAUCAUAAGGAGUUUAAUGUAGUCUUUCUAUAUUCAUUGAGAAGGAAACCAGACUAAAAAAAUAUGUCACAUUGUUAAUUUGUAAGUAUUUAAUUUAUUUAUUGUUCAUAAGUAUUGUAAUAUGUCUUAUAACACAUGAUUUUAAUAACUAUUUUAUAUUGUAGAGCUUUUGAAGGUUAUUAUAGGUUGUUAGGUUUGAGAGUUAAACUAAAGACAACAUGGAGUUUUCCUACAUUAAGUUGUUCACAAAUGAAUAACUUCAUUCAUAAUAUUAUAACAAUUUUAUGUAUUUCACAUUUUUUUUUGUGAUAUUCAAUUUUAGAUUCAAAGACAAGCUUCAAAUUAUGAGUGUGACUACUAUGUCAUGUUACAUAUGUUGAACAUUGUAACAGUUGGUAUUGUUGAUUAGUGGAUACAA
This is a messenger RNA of Cicer arietinum (chickpea), 3495 nucleotides long. The record is from RefSeq and is a predicted model, not a curated record. NCBI's taxonomy places the organism in Eukaryota, Viridiplantae, Streptophyta, Magnoliopsida, Fabales, Fabaceae.